Molecule: messenger RNA, 1707 nt
Organism: Adelges cooleyi (spruce gall adelgid)
Lineage: Eukaryota; Metazoa; Arthropoda; Insecta; Hemiptera; Adelgidae
Exons: 2
Coding region: 303-977 (224 amino acids)
Source: RefSeq, a predicted model, not a curated record
CGUUGAACCGGUGACAAUGCAGCGGUUACAGUGCGGUGUUUGCUGUCGCGUUGCGCUUUUGUACGCCUUGUACGGUACUGCGGUCGUAAAACCGAUGACGGUCUCGCCGGACGUGUACUUCACGACGCCCGAUCCAUUGCCGGCGCGCGUACAAUCACGCGCGUUACGCUAGCGGCCCGAGCGGCUACAGCGGCGAAUACGACGGCGGCGGCGGCGGUGGGCCCUACAGGUACGGGCAGCGCAGCUUGCCGACCGGGGCCAAGCAUAAACGACUAGAUCGCGGUGGCGAACAGAAAUUCGCCAUGUACGAGACGCCGCACACGUACGAAUACAUGAUGGACCCGAUGAAAAGGGAAAAGAACCAGAAGUCCCGCGUGCCGAAGACGGAAAAGCGGCCGCCCGGCGAGGACGUCGAGUUUAUUGACGGUUCGCGGGGUAAAGAGCGCAGCGACGAGGAGGGCGAGCGGUCGGCGGGCCGCAGGAACGCCAAAGGCCGGCCGCAAAAAGACGGCGGUUCGUCGGACAGCGGCGGCGGCGGCGGUGGCGAGACCGAAGAACGGUCGGACGAGACGGCGGAGACGAAGCACAGGGGACGCGUGAACGUCGGCGAUUUAGCCAGGGGAGCGCGGUACGUGCACGACGAACUUCCGGUCAAGCACAAAAUCCACAAGAAGAACGAGUUCUCCAAGAAGCAACAGUUCUACGACGAGGAGCACGUCGACCGACUUGAACCGGCCGCCGGCAGACCUGGUGUUGUCCGUAAGCCGGACACGGCCGCGGGCCACGAGGCCAAGCGACACGGCCAACACGGCGAACACCGUGAACCCAACGUCAAGCGGAUCGUGCGACGGAAGAAGAGAAAGAACCCGCCAACCAAAAACACCGUGCCGGCUGCCACCACUAGCGGCUAUAAGCGACCGACCGGCGGACGCGUGGGACAGUACGGUCUGCAAAACUUCGAAAUGUUUACUAAUUAAUUAUUACUAAUUAUUAAUAAUUUUUUUUGAUUUUUACUAUUUUUCUAAAAAGACUGUGAAAUUAUUUUUAAAGUCACGCGACUCUAACGAUAGCGAUAUGUUAUUAUAAAUUAUAACGAAUCCAGUGAUAAACAAUCAUAAUAACGCUAAUAAUGGUUUUCUCCUUCAAGCCGGAACAAAUCCAAUGGCAUUCCACCGGAACGAAUUACAAUCGACUAUCGUUUCACCACGGUCGUUAACGUCAGUAUAUUCAUAGAAUUCUCGCACUGAAUUCCAUAUAAUAAAAUGCUCUUAAAACAAUAUAUGUGUAAUAAUAUAUAAAUAUUAUUAUUUUUUCAAUAACUUUCGAUUAGGAUCAUUUGUCAUACUUAACUAUUUACUGACUAUCAUGUGAAUUAUGCAAAGUUCCUUUAUUUAUAAACAAGAAUCGUGUUUGUUCCUGCCAAACGCUGUUUCCCAAAGCUGUCUAUCAAAACAAUAGGACGUUUUGCUAGCAACGGGACGGAUAUCUGACAGUAUUGAGAAUCACACAUGUAGAAAUAUUAUUGUAUAUUAACGGACACAGCUUUAAUAAAAAGUAUCUUAUAAUAGUUUAAUUAUUAUACUGGAGAUGUAAGUAGAUAUAGUUUAGAACCGUUUAAAGCGGUAAUUAAAAAAAUAUACGAAAACAUAAAUUAGUAGUUAGUACUAAUCAUCCGAUCGCCUCGUUUAUAUGUUAUUGUUUUUUGUA